This is a messenger RNA of Arabidopsis arenosa, 2634 nucleotides long. The record is from the annotation of a GenBank genome assembly. Lineage: Eukaryota; Viridiplantae; Streptophyta; Magnoliopsida; Brassicales; Brassicaceae.
GAUUCAAACUCAGAUUUGAUCUCCGUUGUGUUUCAUCUACACUGGAUUUGAUUUGAUUUGUUUUUUUUCGCAAUGGAGAAGACGACUCCACCAGCGGAGGAGCUUCUAAAGAAGAUACGAGAGUUAGAAGAAAGCCAAGAGCAUCUAAAGCGAGAGAUGUCGAGACUUAAAGUAUCGGCGGAGAUGAAGCAGCGUUCGCAUUCAGCGUCACCGCAACGGCCUGUGAGGAGAAAUAGUGGAGAUGGAACUCCGAUGUGGAGAAAAAGCGGUGCGGCUUCGUUUCGUCAUGCUUCGCCGUUGCGUAAGGAGAGCCAUGCGAAAGUUGCCGGCGGCGAGGGACAAUCGGCAGGCAAGUUCACCGAUAAACAGUAUUUGAAUAUUUUGCAGUCUAUGGCUCAAGCUGUUCAUGUCUUCGAUCUAAAUGGCCAAAUUAUCUUUUGGAACUCAAUGGCGGAAAGGCUUUAUGGAUUCUCAGCUGCUGAAGCACUUGGGAAGGAUCCGAUUGAUAUUCUUGUAGAUGGUCAGGACGCUUCGGUUGCACAAAAUAUUACUCGGCGUUGCAGUAGUGGAGAGAGUUGGACUGGUGAGUUUCCUGUAAAGAACAAAGCGGGAGAGAGGUUUUCAGUUGUGACUACGAUGUCUCCUUCUUAUGAUGAUGAUGGUUCUCUUAUUGGGAUCAUAUGUAUAACAAAUGAUUCGGCACUCUUUCAAGACCCGAGAGGCUCUCCGGCUAAGACAAGGGGGCAAGAAGGGGAGACGAGCUUUAGUCGGGUGACUAGUAGUGUUGCAUCUAAGCUUGGUCUUGACUCGAAAGAGGCUGUUGUAUCGAAACUCGGACUUGAUUCUCAGCAGCCUAUACAAGUUGCUAUAGCUUCAAAGAUAUCAGAUUUGGCAUCUAAGGUGGGCAACAAGGUCAAGUCAAAAAUGCGAGCAGGUGAUAAUAAUGCUGCAAAUCUUGAGGGUGGAAGUGGGGACAGUCAUCAGUCCGAUCAGGGUUUCUUUGAUGCUGCUAUCUCUGACCGGAGGGAGGAUGCAGCAACAAGUGGUGCUGAUACACCUAGGGGGGAUUUUAUCCAAUCUCCAUUUGGUGUAUUCUUACGUAGCGAUGAGAAGGCUUCUUCAAAGCCCUUCAGAGAUUCCAGUGAUGAAAAUGAUGGAAACUCUGUUAUCCCUAAAACACUGACCUCAAAAGCUGAAGAGUGGAUGGCAAAGAAAGGAUUAUCAUGGCCGUGGAAAGGGAAUGAAAGGGAAGGUUUGGAAGGAAGGCGUAGUCAUUCUGUGUGGCCUUGGAUGCAGAAUGAACAACAAAAAGAACAGGCUUAUCAAACUAAUUCUAAUCACAGUGUUAAGUCUGAAAGCCAGGCAUGUGAAAGUAUUAAGGCUUCCAGUAACGAGCCUAUGGGGUUUUGGUCUUCCUCCGUUAAUGUGAACAGCACAAGCAGUAGUAGCAGCUGCGGAAGUACCAGCAGCAGUGUUAUGAACAAGGUCGAUAUGGAUAGUGACUGCUUGGAUUAUGAAAUCUUAUGGGAGGACUUGACAAUUGGAGAACAAAUCGGGCAAGGUUCAUGCGGGACUGUCUAUCACGGUCUGUGGUUUGGAUCUGAUGUGGCUGUAAAGGUGUUUUCCAAACAAGAAUAUUCAGAAGAGAUCAUAACAUCUUUUAGACAAGAGGUAUCAUUGAUGAAAAGACUUAGACAUCCGAACGUUUUGCUAUUUAUGGGAGCUGUGACGUCGCCUCAGCGUCUCUGUAUAGUAACAGAGUUCCUUCCACGUGGAAGUCUCUUCCGUUUGCUGCAGAGGAACACGUCAAAACUGGAUUGGAGGCGACGUAUCCAUAUGGCCUCGGACAUUGCUCGUGGCAUGAAUUAUCUUCACCAUUGUACUCCACCCAUCAUUCACCGAGAUCUGAAGUCGUCAAAUCUACUGGUUGAUCGAAACUGGACCGUGAAGGUUGCUGAUUUUGGUCUUUCGCGUAUCAAGCAUGAGACAUACCUCACUACUAAGACUGGAAGGGGAACGCCUCAAUGGAUGGCACCAGAAGUUCUUCGAAAUGAGGCUGCUGAUGAAAAGUCCGACGUUUACAGCUUUGGAGUAAUACUAUGGGAGCUUGUGACUGAGAAGAUCCCGUGGGAAAAUCUAAAUCCCAUGCAGGUGAUUGGAGCUGUGGGGUUCAUGAACCAGAGGCUGGAAGUCCCGAAGAAUGUUGAUCCUCAGUGGAUUUCUUUAAUGGAAAGCUGCUGGCAUAGUGAACCGCAGCACAGACCAUCGUUUCAAGAAAUCAUGGAGAAACUAAGAGAGCUUCAAAGAAAGUACACAAUACAGUUCCAGGCGGCUCGUGCUGCAUCAAUAGAAAACUCUGCCCUCAAGGAAAAAUAAACCAUUAAAUGGACAGGGCAGAAUCUGAUUAUGCAUGUAUGCGUUGACGAGGCUGAGCUACGUAAGCAAAGCAGAAAGGUGUUUUGUGUUUGUGUUGAAGCUCAAUGACGAGAAGCACCAAAAAGAAGAGUUUUGGUAUAUGCGACUAUAUUCUCUCUCAUUACAAGAGCCAUUCUUUUGUAUGGAAUUGAUUCUGAAAACGUCAUGUGCUUGCGAGGCGAGCUAGAGAGGUUAUUUAUAUAAAACCAUGAUGCCUGA